Messenger RNA from Musca vetustissima, 1640 nucleotides. RefSeq names its product EH domain-containing protein 3 (gene Past1). The transcript is spliced from 3 exons. The record is from RefSeq and is a predicted model, not a curated record. Gene Ontology annotation, molecular function: GTP binding; calcium ion binding; protein binding. Gene Ontology annotation, biological process: endocytosis; endosomal transport. The coding region runs from base 21 to 1622 and encodes 533 amino acids. Gene Ontology annotation, cellular component: cytoplasm; plasma membrane. Lineage: Eukaryota; Metazoa; Arthropoda; Insecta; Diptera; Muscidae.
CAACAUAAAAUUUCGUCAAAAUGUUUAGUUUUUUGAAACGUGAAAAGAACAACCAGGAGGUGGUGGAGAAUGUCAUCGGUGAACUGAAGAAAAUCUACAAAAGCAAAUUGUUGCCUUUGGAGGAGCAUUAUCAGUUCCAUGACUUCCACUCUCCCAAAUUGGAGGAUCCUGAUUUCGAUGCCAAGCCCAUGAUUCUGUUGGUUGGCCAGUAUUCAACAGGUAAAACCACUUUCAUUCGUUACUUGUUGGAACGUGAUUUCCCUGGCAUUCGCAUUGGCCCCGAACCCACCACCGAUCGUUUUAUUGCCGUCAUGCACGACGACAAGGAAGGUGUCAUCCCUGGUAAUGCUUUGGUUGUUGAUCCCAAAAAACAAUUCCGUCCGCUAAGCAAAUACGGCAAUGCCUUCCUGAAUCGUUUCCAAUGUUCGUCGGUCAACUCGCCAGUAUUGCAGGCCAUUUCCAUUGUGGACACCCCCGGCAUUUUGUCAGGUGAAAAGCAACGCAUUGAUCGUGGCUACGACUUCACAGGAGUUUUGGAAUGGUUUGCCGAACGUGUUGAUCGUAUCAUUUUGUUGUUCGAUGCCCACAAAUUGGAUAUUUCCGAUGAAUUCCGUCGUUCGAUUGAGGCUCUGAAGGGACACGACGACAAGAUUCGCAUUAUCCUCAACAAGGCCGAUAUGGUUGAUCAUCAACAGCUGAUGCGUGUCUACGGUGCUCUUAUGUGGUCAUUGGGCAAAGUUUUGCAAACACCCGAAGUGGCCCGUGUCUAUAUUGGCUCGUUCUGGGAUCAACCUCUCCGAUUCGAUGCCAAUCGCCGUCUAUUCGAAGAUGAAGAGCAGGAUCUCUUCCGUGAUUUGCAAUCACUGCCACGCAAUGCAGCUCUGCGUAAACUUAACGAUUUAAUUAAACGUGCCCGCCUCGCCAAGGUUCACGCCUUCAUCAUUUCGGAAUUGCGUAAGGAUAUGCCAUCGGUGUUCGGCAAGGAUAGUAAAAAGAAAGAUUUGAUUAAGAAUUUGGGUCAAGUCUACGAUCGUAUUCAACGUGAACAUUCAAUUUCCCCUGGUGAUUUCCCAGAUAUUAAGAAAAUGCAAGAAGUCCUACAGCAUCAAGACUUUACGAAAUUCCAUUCGUUGAAACCACAUCUGCUGGAUAUUGUCGAUAAUAUGUUGGCAAAGGAUAUUGCCAAAUUGAUUGAGAUGAUACCACAGGAAGAGAUGACAAUGGUGUCGGAGCCAAUGGUUAAGGGUGGUGCCUUUGAGGGUGUUAUCGAUGAUAAUGUUUCACCAUUCGGUUAUAUGAAGGGUGAGGGUAUUGAUGCCGGCUAUGGUGAACACGAUUGGAUUUGCAAUAGAGAUAAGGAACGCACAGAUUCUAUUUUCAAUAAACUUGGACCUGUUGAUGGCAAAAUUUCUGGCCAAGCUGCCAAACAAGAACUUAUCAAAUCGAAAUUACCCAAUUCAGUGCUUAGUAAAAUUUGGAAACUAUCCGAUGUUGAUGGUGACGGUUUCCUAGAUUCGGAUGAAUUUGCCUUAGCCCUACAUUUAAUCAAUGUCAAAUUGGAGGGCAAUGAAUUGCCCAAUGUGUUGCCCGAUCAUUUAGUGCCACCAUCGAAACGUUGCUAAUUUUAAAUUUGGUGUUGG